ACUACCCAAGAUCGAUUGCUGUAUAACGUGAGAUAAUUGAACAAACAGAUUUAUUGACCGAUGCAUCUCAUUACAGACAGACGUAUCAGGUCGUCGCUGAAUUAUUUACUACAGAUCUGUGCAGAUGCACGAUGAAUUAAAUGGAGUAGUGUGAGAGACUGUCGAUGGAUCGUGGGAGUAAUCCUCACAUGUAAGAGAGAAAUGGAUAAACCUUGAUAAACGAGAGAUUCCGUGGCUUCAAUACGAGACAAUAUUUCUGUUCUAGGUGAUUUUGAGAAUUGUAGAACUGCUUUGAGAAAUGCCAGUGAUGGGAACAGUUUUACAGGAGAAUCAGAAUAAGCUUGUUUCAUUUGAUCAACCAAAAACUAAAGGGUUGGGACAUGCACCAAGGACUCGAAGGUUAAGAAGGACAAGACCUGAUAAAAUGUCGAUCAUGGAGGACCCCACAUACAGGCAGCACAACACCAAGAUCAAAUCGGAUGUUUCUUCCAAACAUGGACAGAAGGAAAGGCAACAAAGACAAAAUUGCAAUGGUGGUAAAGAGAGAAGUAACCGGAGUAAGAAUUCAAGUCUAAAGCCUGUAUGCCCUCUAUCUGUAAAAGUGAAGAGAGAGGACUCCGAGUGCAGAACUGAUGGUGAGGACACUACACUUCAAAAUAAACGAGGAGAAGAGGACACAGAUAGUGCCAGUGACCUGUCUGAUUCUGAAAGAUGUUCAGUGCUUCCGCCUCACAUCGCUCCUCCUGACCUCAACUUACGUGCAGAGGUCAUAGAUCCAUCAGACUUUCAUCCCCUGCGACCGGCUUGUCGAGGACUCAACAAUUCCAGUGGCAGCUAUCCAGACUUCUUACCACCUCCUUUCAAUUCUUGGAGUAUGAAGCAGCUAGCUGUGUACUUGAACACAGAUGGCAAAGGCAUUCCUCGCCUUAAACCCAUAGGGCACCUGGAGAGAUACCUGGACCGCCUAUUACAAAUGGAAUGGCACCAGAUUCAGACUGUCCAAGAGGACAGCAGAAAAUCCAAUGCCCCAAUAUCAAAUGUUCGGCAUGGACCUCAUACAUAUUCUCUUUCCAGCCUCAGCUCUCCUAAAUGUAUCCUCCAGUGCCAGCGCGCCUUUCCUUUGGCAUUACUGUCCUCUUUGGCCUAUGCUCCCUCUCUCCAGCUUCCAAGUUGUACCUGUCCACAUUGCCAGAAUCUAUACCCCAUUUUGAACGGAACAUGCCGCUAUUAUGCCUACCACCACCACACACGGUUAAGUCAAUUUCUAGAGAAGAGGGGCCAGGCCUCAGGUUUUCCUAAAAGGAGCAGCAGUGAGAGCAGAGCUCAUCAGUUUGAAGCAAAACACGGAUCUCGUGAGCACAGACUAAGUGACCCUCUGAGUGAUAGUAGCCACCUGAGGCGCAUGCAGGCGAUCGGUAACAUUCGCAAUCCUGUUGGUUCCACAUACAAUCCUGACCACGUUUCUAGUACAGCGAUUACAGCCAGUACUGCCAGUCUUGGUGAUGUAAAAAAGAGAAGGCCAGGGCAGAGGAGUCAUUCCUGUGUGGGUAUAAGGGAGGUUGGCUAUAGGGCAAGAGGACGGAGUGAGCAAAGGAAGAAUUCUGUUAAAACAGAACAGGACUCAAAAUUAUCUGGUGCUGCAAGUUCCAGUGGUUUACAUAACUCAAAAGAUUCUGUGACUUGUCGGCUGAACAGGAGGCAGAAGCGUGUUCAAUUUAUUACAAAAUAACAGAAGGACUACAGUGAAAUACAGUUGCCUGAAAAGUAUUUGGACACUUAAUCCAUGCAUAGAAUGUCCUUGCAUUAGAAGCACCUACAAAGAAUGUAUGCUGGCUAUAACUUUUUUAACCAGAUGGCCUUAAGGUCAUUUUUAGUGGAUGUAUUAGGUCAGUUCGCCUCAAAUUUACACAGGUGUUCUAGCAGAGGAUCCACAAGACAUGUUCCACUAAUGUCCAAUUUUUCAUAUUUAAUUUUGAACAGUAUAUCAACAAACUUUGAGAAAAGUGUGCUCGUGCUAGUAGAAUAAAUGCCACUUGGGUUUUAUAUUUUAUCUGAUGCAUUGAUAUUCAUACAAUUUGAAGUGUUGCUUAUUUGUCCAAAUACUUUUUGGGGUCAUUGUAUGCAUGUUUACUCUUCACUUCUUAUUAUGCAGAAUAUGUUGUCUGUUUAUGACUGCAUAGUUUUAACCCAAUUUAAAUUUAGAUUUAAAAAACAGUCUAAGCAUGCUUUCAUUUUUCCCAUGUUUAUUUUUACGUAUUUCUUUCCCAGAUUGUUUCUUACAUGAAUGCACACGGUCAAUAAUGUUUCUCUCUCAUAAGUAUAUACUAGUAUAGUAUAUACAUAUGUAUAUUACUUGUGCCACAUUUAUAAAAGGAAGAUAAAUAAUAUGAUUUAUGCAGCCUUAAAUAUGUAUUUCCAAUAAAUGUUUUAAACAAUUCCAUUAUUCCUUCACUGUAAUUUAAAAUGGCAAUAUCUUUUUUUUUAUUUUCUCUAAAGUGAUUUUACUAAGGUUCUAUUGUCAGCAGGUGUUUUUAAUGUGUUUUAGAUUAAUAAAUAAACAAUUGUUGUUCCUGUAAUAUUUGUUCUCUAGGGGAGACCAGGUUAGUUGCCACAAGGGCUAUAUCUUAGUAACUGGUUUGACUCAAAUGUUUAAUUGCACAAAUUGUUGGGUAAACAAGUGAACAUACUGUAAUAAAACUAAACUGGCAUAAGUAAAGGUCAACUACAUGUUGGUCGAUUUUAUUUGAAAGGUUUAACUGAGUUCUCAGGACAAAUAUCAGGUUCAGGCCAGUUGCCGCAUGUAUUUUAAAAGUUAUAAAUGUAUUCUGUUCAAUUUAUUAAAUAUCUAUUGGCCAAAACAAUGGUGAUCCGAAAGUUCUUGAGCCGGGUGUGAUCACUGUCCUUUUAUGCAUAUCGCGGUGCCGGUUUGUGGUCCGUUCUGCGUGACGCGGUGGCGCAUUUGAGCUUAUUGCAGCCCAUUCGGCAUGUUUCUCGGCCGACCCACCGGCCUGCUCAGUUCUCCCGAUGGACAGUACGCCCCUGAACGGCACCAAAGUGCAUCGGCCCACCUGGAAAAUUCCUGGUAUGCCAAAUUGCCAAUCUAGCCCUGAAAACGGCACAUUCAGCAACAUGGAAAAGCAGAUCAAGAUGGG
Messenger RNA from Xyrauchen texanus (razorback sucker), 3152 nucleotides. It is a transcript of the gene fam217bb, whose product is annotated as family with sequence similarity 217 member Bb. The record is from RefSeq and is a predicted model, not a curated record. NCBI's taxonomy places the organism in Eukaryota, Metazoa, Chordata, Actinopteri, Cypriniformes, Catostomidae. The coding region runs from base 299 to 1729 and encodes 476 amino acids. The transcript is spliced from 3 exons.